AUGUCCUUCCUAGUCGGCCGCGAGGCUCCGGACUUCGAGUGCGAGGCGGUGAUGCCCGACGGGUCCUUCGACACCGUUCGGCUCUCCGCUUUCCGCGGAGAAAAGUACGUUUUAAUAUUAUUUUAUCCCUUAGACUUCUCUUUUGUUUGUCCUUCCGAGCUUCUGGCCUUCAGCGCGGCCGCCGCGGACUUCGCCGCCCGCGGAGUUCAACUCCUCGGCUGCUCCGUCGACUCCAAGUUCGCCCACAGCGCCUGGAGAGCCGCAGCCCCCCGCAGCGGCGGCCUCGGCCCGCUGGCCUUUCCUCUUCUCGCAGAUCUUCGCCGCGAACUCGCAGCAGCUUUUGGGGUUUUGGGCGAAGACGGAGUGGCUUUGCGGGGCCUCUUUUUGCUGGACAAGGCCGGGAAGGUCCAGCACGCGCUGGUCAACAACUUGGCGCUUGGAAGGAGCGUCGGAGAGGCUUUAAGAGUGGUCGACGCGCUGCAGCAUCAUGAACAACAUGGAGAUGUUUGUCCCGCUAAUUGGCAGAAGGGACAGAAGGCCAUGAAGCCAACUCAACAAGGAGUUGCGGAGUAUCUUGCCAGCCUUUAUUGA
This is a messenger RNA of Eimeria necatrix, 591 nucleotides long. Its product is annotated as peroxiredoxin, putative. Gene Ontology annotation, cellular component: cytosol. The transcript has a single exon. The record is from RefSeq and is a predicted model, not a curated record. Gene Ontology annotation, molecular function: thioredoxin peroxidase activity. Lineage: Eukaryota; Apicomplexa; Conoidasida; Eucoccidiorida; Eimeriidae. Bases 1 to 591 code for a protein of 196 amino acids. Gene Ontology annotation, biological process: cell redox homeostasis; cellular response to stress; hydrogen peroxide catabolic process.